Microthlaspi erraticum is the source of this 474-nucleotide messenger RNA. Lineage: Eukaryota; Viridiplantae; Streptophyta; Magnoliopsida; Brassicales; Brassicaceae. The record is from the annotation of a GenBank genome assembly.
AUGGUGAAAUUUCUUGCUCUGAUCAUCCUCCUACAGUUACGCAUGUUCUCUGUUUCUUAUGCAGGUUCAAUCUCUAUGACUAUGAUUUUGAUCGGGCCCAAUUUCACUCGCUCUUUUCACCUCGUCCAAGCUGAUGAGACUACGGUGGAAAUCGGAGUGUUUCAAGUGGUCGAAACGGGAGUGGUUUACGUGGCUGAGCCUCUCCAAGAUUGCCUAAAUCUGAUCAUACCAAUUAAUAAAGAUUGGUUUGGUCUUUGUGAAAAGAUUCAAACCGGAGCUAACUCUCGCCGUGUAAAGAUAGGUAAUUCUGUCUUUGUGACGAAAGCAACUGCAGAGACACUCAAGCAGUACACUUGCAUGGCCGGUGUGAAAGUCUUGUUUGUCGAUAGAUACGAAGAGUCUGAGUGGUGGAACUGGAACACCAUGGCGAAGGGUUUUACCUUUUUUACUAUAUUGUACCUCUUAAAAUAUUAG